AUGAUGUAUAGAUUUGUGUUACAGAAAUCAGUCAGAGUGACAGGGGUUACUCGUGGUUAUCACAUUUCCCGUGUAUCAUCAGACCGCGUCUGGAUCAGCGAUGGUAACAAUCUCAUCUUGACAAACACAGCAGGUGAUAGACUACAUCAUCUGACAGGUAUACCCAGUGGUCUGUUUAGUUAUGGAGUACACACUGUGAACAAUGACGGUGAUUUAAUUUAUAUAGAUAGUGACUAUAACAUCAACAAUCUGUCUAAGGAUGACAGAAUAAAGACUACAUUAAUAAAGUACAAAGCGCCAUGGAGACCACAGAGUGUCUACAGCUCCCUCUCCACUGGAGACCUGCUGGUCGGGAUGUAUUACUACACUAUUGAUACAUUUACAGGCAAGGUAGUCCGGUAUAACUCCACAGGAGACCACAUCAAGACCAUACAACACCACCACAACACAGGUCAUGGACUGUAUAGUGAUCCUGGAUACAUCACAGAGAACCAUAAUGGAGAUGUUAUUGUGUCUGACAUUAACCGUGUAGUUGUGACAGAUCGUAGAGGAAGACAUCGCUUCUCCUACAGAGGACCUCCAUCAGGAUCAGGACUAGAACCACGUGGAAUCUGUACAGACGAGCUGUCACACAUCCUGGUGUGUGAUUAUAAUACUGACUCAGUACAGAUGAUUGACAGUGACGUUUACUUCCUGUCACAUAUACUGACACCACGACACGGGAUAGACAAACUAUUGGGCCUGAGUUAUGAUGUUAGAUCACACCUACUGUGGGUAGGGUCACAGAACAGCGAUACAAUAAACAUAUACAGAGUGGUAGAUGAAGACUCUCUGUCCGGUAAGUAA
Messenger RNA from Saccostrea echinata, 846 nucleotides. RefSeq lists its product as uncharacterized. NCBI's taxonomy places the organism in Eukaryota, Metazoa, Mollusca, Bivalvia, Ostreida, Ostreidae. Gene Ontology annotation, molecular function: ubiquitin protein ligase activity; translation repressor activity. The transcript has a single exon. Bases 1 to 846 code for a protein of 281 amino acids. Gene Ontology annotation, biological process: protein polyubiquitination; proteasome-mediated ubiquitin-dependent protein catabolic process; negative regulation of translation. The record is from RefSeq and is a predicted model, not a curated record.